UUGGGAACCACAUUGUUUGUGCAUGCUUUAGUCUAAACUUUAUUAUUCAGUUUACUUUAUUGAUUGUUUCUGAUUACGAUUUAGUAACAUUUUAGUGGUAGCUUUCAUGUCUGAAGAUGGCAUGGCGAUUCAAGGUAUCAAAAUACAAGAAUGCUGCUCCCAAGAUUCCAAAGAAAGAGGAAUGGAUUUCAGACAUACCUGUUGGGUCUCUGAUGCAGUCAAGUGGAAAUUACAUUAAAGCCAGCUGUUCAUACAUAGCAUUUAAUGUUGACUCUGCAGGUGGAGGGAAUCUUGGUAUUGUACCACUAACAGACUCGGGACGCAAAUCUAACUGUGUUCCUCUACUGAAUGCACAUUCCGAUUUUGUAACAGACUUUGACUUUUCACCAUUCAAUGACUACUUGUUAGCAACUGGUUCCCAAGACAACACAGUCAAGUUAUGGUUGUUACCAGAAGACUCGUCUUUCAGCAGUUUUUCUGAUGCAUCUGUGUGUCUUCCAGCUGAGGACAGACGGAUAGAAAAUGUCUUGUGGAAUCCUGUUGCAGACGGCAUCGUGGCUGUGUCUACCAAUAAGACUGUUAAAAUAUACGAUAUUGUAAACCAGGCAGCCAAGUUUGUUCUGGAGGAUCACGGAGAUUUGGUUCAGAGUAUUUCAUGGCGAGGUAAUGGAUCAGAGUUGGCUACGUCCUGUAAAGACAAGAAACUGAGAAUCUUUGAUCCACGGACCAGCACAAAAGCUGCUCAAGAGACAAAGGGACACCAGAACAUUAAGGAUUCCAGAGUUUUGUGGAUGGGGAACAAGGAUCUUAUCAUGUCAACUGGAUUCAACCAGAUGAGAAGUCGUUGCAUUGGAUUGUGGGAUAGCAGAAAAUUUUCUUCAUGUUUAUCAACUGUUUCUAUGGAUUCAUCAACUGGAAUUUUGAUGCCAUUUUAUGAUGAAGACACAAAUAUGGUUUUUAUUGUGGGGAAAGGGGACAGUAAUGUGAAAUUUAUGGAGCUCACAGAGAGUGACCCUUAUCUUACUGAUGGGUCCUGUGAGACUAUAGAGCAAGUGAAGGGAGCAGCGAUUGUUCCAAAACGUGCGAUGGAUGUGAUGAGUGGGGAGGUGAAUCGUCUUCUGCUGCUAGUCCAGAAUGCCAUUAUACCAGCUUCGUACAUCGUACCACGCAAGUCGUACAGAGAUUACCACGACGACCUGUUUCCAGACACAGCAUCUGGUGAACCCGCUCUCACUGCCAGCCAGUGGUGCAGUGGAGAAAAUGGAGAGGUUUCCAAGAUUAGUUUAAAUCCUGCUAGUCAUCCAAAGUCUAAAAACCGACGAGGUGCUCUGCUGGGAAUGACAAGUAAAAUGCCACAGAAAAUACAGAUUGACACAAGUGGAUCAGGGGACAGCAACUUAACACAGAAGUCUAAACCCAAGGUGGCUGCCUCAAAACCAGAUCAACAUUCAACUUCUCAUGUUCAGAACGGUAACCAGUCUAGUGUUGGAAAAGACUUGAAUAGCUAUAAACCAGCUAACGGAGUUGAAAAUGGCUCCAGGUUGAGCUCAUCGGAAAAGGAAUCGAGUGUUAAGGACAAGAUGAAAGGUCUCUCGGUAGAGCAGAACACAUCUCACAAGCAGGAAACUCCAGCCCCACAGCAUGUGGUGAAGAAAUUCACAGGUAUCCGACAGUCUAAAUUCCGUCACCUACAUGGUAAGUGCCUUCAUCGAAGUCUUCACAUAGAGAAUAUUAAGAAUUUAUGCAAGACGGUUCCUGGGGAAAGUGACAUGUUUUGUGCUAACAGACAGCGGUGUGCGGUUCCAAUAGAGGGCUCUGGUGGACUUAUAUCAGUACUAGAGCUGGACAAACCUGGCAGACUGCCAGAAACGGACAUUCCAUAUCUACAACAUGGCAGCAAGGUCCAGGACUUAACCUGGGACCCGUUUGAUGACUACAGGAUCGUGGUGGCAUGUGAUAAUGCUACCAUUCACAUAUGGCAGCUUCCUGAUGUUGGCCCGUCUACACUUGUUAAUUCAGAUGGUGUUUUGAAAGGACAUACGGAGAAGAUCUACUUUGUUGUGUAUCACCCGCUGGCUAAAGAUGUCCUAGUGUCGGGCUCCUAUGAUAUGACCAUCAGGAUCUGGGAUCUCACUGACGGGCAGGAGAAGAUCCAGCUACAGGGGCACACAGAUGCUCCAUUCUGCUUUGCCUGGAGUCCUGAUGGAAAUCAGUGUGCCACUGUUUGUAAAGAUGGUAAAAUACGAAUAUUUGAACCCAGAACGAGCCCACGGCCACUUAAGGAGGGACCUGGUCCAGAAGGAAGUCGCGGUGCUCGUGUUGUGUGGGUGCUUAACGGCCAGUAUCUGUUUGUGUCAGGAUUUAACAAAAUGAGCACCCGUCAGUUAUCUCUUCACCGUGUGGCAGACCUGAGUUCACCACUAACUGUAGUUGACAUGGAUGUGAAUCCCUCCAUAUUGAUACCUCACUACGACGAGGACAGUUCUACCGUGUUCCUCACAGGAAGGGGUGAUGGCGUGGUGUCGAUGUACGAAGUGAGAGACGAGGAACCGUUCUUGUUCCCCCUGACCAUGUACAAGCCAGACGGUCUCAUCCAGGCCCUGUCCUUCCUGCCCAAGUGUGUGUGUGACGUCAGGCAGGUGGAGUUCGCCAGGGCCUGGAUGCUCACCAUGACAACCGUCGAGCCCAUAUCAUUCACUGUCCCAAGAGUUAAGACUGAGUACUUCCAAGAUGACCUGUUCCCUGACACAAAGGUGACCUGGGAACCGGUUAUGACCAGUACGGAGUGGUUUUCUGGAGUUAAUCGAGAGCAGAGGAAGAUCAGUGUUAGACCAGCUGAUAUGAAACUCUUGAGUGAAGCACCUGUUGAAGCCCCUAAACCGAAGAAGUUCGAAAGUUACAAUCCGGACACCUACAAAACUGACGACCAGAAGAAAGAGGAGCUCCUGAGUGCCAUUGACAAGAAGCUGGACCACAGUGACAAACCUCUACCACAGGACCUCACCGAGGGUGUUGACGAUGACGAGUGGGAUGACUGAACGUAGUGAUUGAACGAUAACACAUGGCUUUGCAGUCUUAACACUGUCAGGAUGAACGAUUCCAAGUACAUGUACCUUCCAGCCAAUCAGAAGAUGCACAUGAACGAUUCCAAGUACCUUCCAGCCAAUCAGAAGAUGGACAUGAUCUAACGAUUUUAAUUAUUACAUAUCGACAUGGAUGCAUUUUGUAUAAUUACGUAUUGAUAUUUCCUCACGUUUUUAGGGGUAAAAUAAUUCAGACACCUCUGAUGGUUAAAAUUCCAAACAUAUACUGCUGACAGUUUCUAUCAUUCCUUGUUGUCCUAUAUCAGUGAUCGAUGUUGAUAAAGUCUAUACAAUGCCAUUCAUUAUCUUCAACAUUUAUCAUAUAUGUUUAUUGGUAUGAUUCAGUUAAAAUACAUUUUCCAGAACAAAAUAUUUUAUUACAUUUACUGUAAAUUUUUAGAAUUAUAUUUUUUUCUAAAUGGUGUUUUUGUGAAAAUUUGUGUCAUUAAAUUUGGUAGUUGAAAUAAUCUAUGCAUGCAAAAUAGAAUGUCCUGCAUUCAGAUGUGAUUUUUAAACCAAUAACCAACAAAAUAUGAUAGGCAUCAAAGACAACAAAGAUAAAUGUUUUCUUAUUAGAAUCUACAUUAAUUUAAGGCUUUUUAAAGAUGACUACUUAAAUACAUAUGAAUUAAAGGUACAGCUUAAAUAUGGUAAAUAAUGAAUUAUAAUUUUGACUUGAUUGCUUGAACCGAGUCUCAUAACAGACAAACUAUAAUGGGGGGAAUAUUCCAUAAAGUAAAAAAAAAGAAGAAAAACAUUAAUAGCAUUUCAGCUGGGACCAGUUAAUGGCUUUAAAUUUGUUUUUGUUUUUUAAACCUGUGUAAAGGUCUGUUUGUUUAAAAUUUAAAACUAACUUGAUUCAAGUGUAGAACAUGUGAUUGUGUGUGUACACUGAGAACCAUUUUUAUUCAAUGCAUUUUCUUUGUGUUCUGCAUAUACAGGCAUCGAAAUAAGUCGAGAAAGGUCGUUCAGGUUACUGGGAGGUUACCACAUGUAAAAAAAAAGUCGAGAAUGGUGUUUCGUUCUCGACAAAAAUUUCAACGUUUCGGUAGUUUCAUUUCCAAACGUAAACCAGGCAAUGUAUUCCGGACUUCCGCGUUUCAUUUUCUAGUAAGGAAUUGCAUCGAUGUUCGCGCGCACUUGUGCAAUUGCAAGCAAUUAUAGUCAUUCCGCAUUUAAGCAGCGCCCACUAGAUAAAUUUACUUCCGGAUUUUGUUUCUCGUACCGAUGUUCGUGCGCACCGAUACAAUUUCAAAACAUAAAAUAAUCAUCUGGCAUACAUGUAAGGGUGUUAAAAAGUAGUAGUAACAGGAAUUCAAAUCUAACUAUCAUGUAGUUGUGAUAACCUAUAGGUUACUAGGCUAUAUUUUGUGGUAACCUGUAAAUGGGUUACCAGACACCAUGCUUAUUUCGAUGCCUGCAUACAGUGAAACUUUUUAUAGGGGUUAGCCAAGGUAUUUACAUGUACAUGUAUGUUAUUAUGUUAUCAAUGUCAUAGGUUUAACUGUUCUGUUAUUUUGUUAUCCCUUAGGUAAACUAAGGUAAUUAUUAAAACUGUCCAUGCUUUGAGUUUGAUAGUUUCUUCUAUAUACAUGUGUGUGUGUCUUAAUGCACUUGAUUUUACUUGUCUUUGCUAAUUAAUGGGUUCAGUCAAUUGUAAAUAUUUAUUGUGAAUAAGUAUUAUCUCAAAAACAGGGAAAUGUUUAAAUUGAGAUUAUUAUAAAAAAUGGUGAUCAACCUUUCAUAUGUCCAAAUUAUCUUCUUCAGAGUUUGUACUUUUUUGUAUUUUUUCCCAUUUACUUCUAUUACAGGUACACUUAGAAGAAAGGUUAUUAUUAUAAAAUUAAUAUAUAUUCUGUUUUUUGAAACAUAAAAUGUAAUAUUUUUAAUAAAUACUUACAUUGAUGUUAUUGUAAUUAUGAAUAUUAUCAUAUUGUGUCAGAACAAUGUUUUGGUUUUAAAUAGUUGAAAUUGAUUAUAGAACAACUUGCCAUUUACAUUUGAUCAGUAUAAAAAUUAUAUUUAGUCUAAAUGGAUUUAACAAUUUUUUUUUAAUUUCUACUGUGUAGAAUGAAUUACUGUUGAAUUGUUGCAACAUUUGAUCCAGGGUGGGUGAAAACAGCAGUUAAGAUAAAUGUGCUAUACAAGUGUAGCAUUAACUUAUUACUAGAUGUUAUUAUUAGAUGUAAUAUACUCAGGUUCUUCAAGUAUGGCCAUAAUAUUACGGUAUGACAGGUACAUUUUAAUUCAGGUCUCUUGUCAAUUGUUUUUUAGACAAAGGUCACAAUACUUGAUGAAUGAAAGCCCUGUUUUUUUUUUUUUUAAACAUUUACCGGGUAUGUGGAUGUUGACAUGAAUACGAUAGUUGUGUCAUAAAUAGACUGAUUUUCAUUUUCAAUUUUUAUUUUAAUAAUGGUCUUUUUCAUAUCUAAAUAUAGACAUAUUUUCAGUUUUACUAACUGCUCAUGUUUCAUAAAAAAAAAUUGUUAACAUAUAUUAAUUUUAACAGCAAAUGUGGUUGUAUUGAAAGUUAGCCUAAUUUUUUUCCUGAAAAGGAUUAGCAGGUAUUUAUUUUAAUAUAAAAUAUUUUUGAAAAUGAAAGCAAGCUUCUGUUUUUCAUGAAAAGGAAUAUUUAUUUUUAACAUAAAUUUAAUUUAAUUUUCAAUUUUUUUUAAUGUUAAACUGAAUAGACAUUUUCAUUAAAAAACCAUUAGGUGUUAAAACUAAUAAACUAACUGUGCUGCUUUCGCCAUGCUUUGUUUGUCACUGCUGUUUUUAAUUCACCGCUACACACCAGUAUUACACAUAGUAGGAUAAUAGUUGUAUACUAGUAUGACAAUCCUUUCUUUGGAAAAGUUUUAUAAUUAUUAUUCCAAAAUAUCUAAGCUCAUAUUAAAGGCGCAGACCCUAGUUUCAACUUGUAUACAUAGACACUAAGUUUAGUUAAUCUACAAACCUUUAAUACAUUUGGAUAACGUUA
Molecule: messenger RNA, 6063 nt
Organism: Gigantopelta aegis
Lineage: Eukaryota; Metazoa; Mollusca; Gastropoda; Neomphalida; Peltospiridae
Product: coronin-7-like
Molecular function (GO): protein binding
Source: RefSeq, a predicted model, not a curated record